CUUUUUUUUUUGUUUAUUUCCAGUAAUUAGUUACUUGUUAAUUGUCUUUCUUCAUCUCUCAAGUGGAUGCACUUUAGUUUGAGCUUGCGGGUAAAAGGAUGGGCGGUUUAUGGACUAUGAAUCACCAACAAGUAAUACACUUAACUAAUAUUUACAAUUAGCAUAAAUUGUGAGGUAAAUUUAGUUACUUAUUACUGAUUGUCAUGAUUUUGUAACUGCCGUAAUAGCUUCAGGUAAGUGCAUAUAAACAUUAGUGAUCAUUUUAUUACAACAAGUGAUCUCCUCUUUUUAGCUAAAUCAUAUAAUCAAUCUUAUAAUUUUUUUCUUUCUUUUUUCUCAUUGGUUCCAAUUAUAUAGAUACAAAUGUCCUUGGUGAUUUUCUUAAUGAUUGGAAUUAAAACAAAAUCUAAUCCAAUCUGUUUUUUUAAUCAAGGUUAAACUGAUUAGAGUUUAUAUGUGUGUAAGUGAGAUGUUUCAAAACAUGAAUCAAGUGCGUCCCUCCUUUCAAAUGAUCUUGAUGAUCAAUUUCUGGUUCCAAUUCCAAUUUAUACCUGAUUUGGUGUAAUCUUUUAAGGACAAUUGAAACACGAUCAGCUGGUAAUUUAACUGAAUUAGAAAGUGUAAUCUAUGAGGAAGACAUUUAUGACAUCGACAGUUUAAUUGAUUCAUCAAAUUCUACCCUAAUUGUUACCAAUGUCAAGGAUAGAAAUGGUAAAGUUAUCAAAGAAAAGCCAAAUUUGGAGACCUGUCGUGCAAUGGAAAUCGAAGCCGAUAAAAGUUUCAAAAAGCUAUUCAUGAUUGGUGAUAAUUUUGUCAUUCCUCGUAACGAAUCAGAACUUCAAGUCUACUGUAAACGAGGUAAAUCAGCGUUGAAAACAGUUACUCAUUUUGGUAAAUGUCUCAAACCAUUUCCUCGUCAAGUGAUGGGAAUCAUUAUCCAUGGAGGGAAAAAAACACUCAAAGAAUAUUGUAAUGCCACCAAGGGUCGAACAGAAAUAUUGAAACAUUUAGAAUGUGUCACACCGGAAACUUCUCAAAUUUUCUACACCUCAUUGGAACAUGGUUUCCGUCGAUUAGAUUAUAUUUCGGAUCAUGUUAAAGAUGAAGAUUUAUUGUCAACAAUUUGUUGUACUUUCCAUUUGAUUUAUGGUCAAACAUUAGAUUUGGUUCGACAUCAUUGCUCUAAAUCACCUGAUUCAACUGUUAAAUUCAUCAGGACAAUUGUUGACAAUAUCGCUAAAGACGUUCUUGAUCUUGGUUGUAGUAAAUGGUCAUCUUUAAAUUCAUGCGAUGUCCAAUUAUCUCAAAUAAUGGCGACCUUAAGGUCAAUCCAACCACCGAAUAACAAUGUUGCUCAACUUGAGAAAAGAUUCUUAAUUGGACCGAUUGUUUCAAUUGCCUCUCGACUUGUCGCUUAAUUUUAAUCAUUUCAUCGAAAUCAAAAUUCUCACCACCGAAAACAAAAUUAACGAAUAUAAUUCCUCUUUCCACAAGAAUAACAAUCAUUUUCUCCCUCUUUCUCUCUUUUCUCUUAGAAAAUUCUCUAAACAUGGAAAAUUCGAAUUUUUCAAUAUUUUUCGAAUUUCGAUUGAAAAAAAAAUUCCAUUUUUAGAAUUCGAACAUUUCAAUUUUUUCUACACUCAAAUUGUACGAUCUCUUCCAAGGUCAUUUAUAUGUAUUCCAAUAAAUAUAAAUAUCUUUCAACAUUUCCAA
Messenger RNA from Panonychus citri (citrus red mite), 1713 nucleotides. RefSeq lists its product as uncharacterized. Bases 756 to 1418 code for a protein of 220 amino acids. NCBI's taxonomy places the organism in Eukaryota, Metazoa, Arthropoda, Arachnida, Trombidiformes, Tetranychidae. The transcript is spliced from 4 exons. The record is from RefSeq and is a predicted model, not a curated record.